AUGGAGUCUGGUCGCCUCACUUUAGAUCACCUUAUCACGGACGAUGGCGGCCGCACGAUCUUCGACCACGGCGGCGAGAUUGAUCUGAUCGAGGGCGUCAUCAAGGUCUCCGAGCGCCAGUUCCUCGAGAACAAGGUUCUGAUCGCGCAAGUCGCGUGCGAUUACGUCUACGAAGACUCCAACUGGGACAUCCAUGAAGACACCUUCUACCAGCGCCAAGUCGAGCUCCACCCAAACUCGACCGAGGCGUACGAGACGACUGCAGCUCAGCGCGCGCUCGUCCGCAAGGUGGGCGGCGCCUGCUUCCCGUUCAUUGUCCGCCUCCCGCACGACCUGCCCGCCUCGGUCAUCCUCAAGCCCGAGUCGUACUUUGAGGGCAAGCCGAUCGGCAUCAGCUGGACCGUCCGCACCUGGCUCGCAGGCAUCUCGUCGGGCACGCGCACCAGCAUUGUCACGCUGCCCUUCCAGAAGAUCAACUUUUUCCCGCUGCUCACAGACGUCAAGCCUCCGUCGGCCUCUGGCCAGAAGAGCUUCAUGUUUGACAAUGCGCGUCCGCUCACCCUGAAGGCCACGCUCGAGAAGGAGGUCUUCUACCACAACGAGCCCAUCAACGUCAAGGUGCAGAUUGAAAACCUCUCCAAGAAGGAGGUGUGCGCCAUCAAGAUCUCCGUCAAGCAGAUUGUCGAGGUCCGCUUUGAAACGAGCCUGCGCGAAAAGAUCAAGUCCGUCGUGGCCACCAUCGAGUCGACCCGCGGCUGCCCCAUCAAGAAGCAUUCCGAGUUCUCGUCAACGUACAGCGUGACGCCAAAGGUGACGACCCAGGAGACGCACCACGUCGCCCAAGAGUACAAGCUCAACAUGGCCGACAACGCCCAGCUUGCCGCCACCACGCGUCUGACGCACACCACCGCCGAUCUCGGCCCAGGCGUCACCGUCAGCUACUACAUUAACGUGCACGCCGUUGUCGCGAUGGGCUCUGAUCUCAUUGUCAAGCUGCCGUUCACCAUCUCCUAUCCCGAGCCCGAGAAGGCGACCAAGGCCAUUGCCAGUUCCGAACAUGCACACUCUGCCACCAGCAACGCACCCGCGUUGGCGGCAUCGCCUGCCCCUGUGCCCCGUGUUGCCGGCCCUACUGCUGCUGCUGCUGCUGCCCCCGUCCACGCGCCCGAGCCUGACCUCCUCAUCAACUUUGAUGACGAUAUGCCGACCAACACUCUGGCCCCCGAGGCGAACAAUCCAUUCGACACUGCGGCGCCUGCCGUCGAAAACCCCUUUGCCAACCCCUUCGCUGCCGCGCCCCCGCCGCAGGCCCAGCAGGGCAUCCAGGCCUCGCUUCAGGUUGUGCGCAACAGCUUGUUCACUGCCCAGACUGCCUACGGCAUGGUCAGCACCGGCAACCUCGGCGUCGGCGACGACGUCCCGCUCGACACGCGUGUGCCCCAGCUGGCCCAGACCGUCCGCAGCGUCGGUGCCACCAUCUCGCAGCUCAACAACAACCUGUCGCUCUUGCGUCGCGCCGGCGACCAGACGGCCUCCCUGUCCAUCAUCCAGGACGCAGCCAACGUUGCCGCUGCCCUCCGUUCGCUCGAGAAGACCUCCAUUGGGCUGACCCGCUCGCUGACCGACCCUUCCAGCCAGCACGCACUGCUCGGUGGCAUUACGGACAUUCUUGACAAGUCUGCCCAGCUGAUUGAGACUGUCGGCGCCGUUCUUGCCGAUCCUGGCGUCGGUGAAAACCGCGGCCGCUUUGCCUCGCUCGCCGAGUACAUUUCUCAAGCCCUCCCGGCCAUCAUCAAAGCGCUGCCCGGCAACCGCGAGUGCCAGCUUGCGAUCGACACGAUUGCCACCAUCAGCUCGCACCUGGACGACCCUUUCAGCGAGCUCGCGCCCGCCAACCCCGCGGCUGCGGCCGCCGCCGUGGUGACUGCCGCGGAUUUGCUCCACCAGCGUGCCAAUGCGCUGUCCGACGCCUUCAAGGGCCUUGGUUCGGCCGUGGCCACCCCUGGCCACGUUGCCCUGGUGGUCCAAGCUGCCACCAACUACCGAGCGGCUCUGCCACCAGUGCUUGCUGCUGGCCGUCAGAUGGCCCAGGCUUUCACCGAUGCCCGCCUCCGCUCGCAGCUCUCCACCGCGCUCAAGGCCAUUUGCCACACCUCCGUCCGCUUGUUGACGGUGGUGCCUCAGUCCAUGAUUGACGGCUCGCCGGCUGCCAAGAAGACCCUUGAGGAUACUGGCGCGCUCGUCGUCGAGUCCAUGCGUGCUCUCCUCAAUGGCACGGCUGCCAUCAAGGCCCAGUUUGAGUCCAUCGCCGCCGCCGCCGCCGCCGCUUCUGGCACUCAGCAGCAGCAGGUACCUGUGGCUGCCUCGGCCGUGGCGUCCGUCACCACCACCCCCACCACGCAGCCUGCUUCUGCCGGCGCUGCGCCCGUCAACCCUGCGCAACGCUUCUUGAAGACUGCCCUGACUCGUCGCGACAGCUUUGAGGACUUUAUCCAGCAAGGCCGCGCUCCAGUUGCCGACGUCGCACCUGCGAACGACGUUUCGAGCCAGUACCUCGAGGCAGACUCUCAGCUCCGACUCAUUGCCGAGUCGAUUGCCGGCGCCAACCGCUCGCUGGCCGACUCUCGCUCGCGCCCGCAUCGCAACACCGUGGUUGCUUCCGACUCGCAGCUCCAGGGUGCCGUCAUUGACGCCAUCUUCCCGAUCGUCAUUUCAGUCUCGUCGCUCGUCGAGAGCGCUCGUAGCCGCGUGAACGAGCUUGCUAUUCUCGGUCGCCACUUCCACUCUGCCAACUUUUCCAACCGCGACCGGUCGUUCACCGACGUGCUCGUCUCGACUGCUCGCGAGCUGUCCACCUCCAUCACCGCUUUGGUGAGCGCUGCUGACCUUGUCAUGAACGGCUCUGGCUCCAUUGACACGCUCAUCCGCGCCGCCAGCGGCGUGUCGUCCGACUCCGCUCGCCUUGUUGCGGCCUCCCAGGUGCAGGAGCAUGUCAACAGCAACUCGCAGCAGGAAGUUGAAGAGUCGUCGCGUGGCGUCACCCGCGCCACCACCUCGCUGAUCACCGCUGCCGAGAAGAUUCGCGCCAGCUCUGGCACCGCCGCCACCUCCGGCGCCGUGGAAUCUCCCGAGCUGCGCGAACGCCAGGUGCGCGACCUCGAGAAGGACUUGCAGUCUUCGCAGCGCAGUGCCUUCCUCGGCCGCAAGGGCUCUCUCUGGCGCGUUGCGUAA
Capsaspora owczarzaki ATCC 30864 is the source of this 3231-nucleotide messenger RNA. RefSeq lists its product as hypothetical. Gene Ontology annotation, cellular component: cytoplasm. Gene Ontology annotation, biological process: cell adhesion; signal transduction; G protein-coupled receptor internalization. The coding region runs from base 1 to 3231 and encodes 1076 amino acids. NCBI's taxonomy places the organism in Eukaryota, Filasterea, Ministeriida, Capsasporidae. The transcript has 3 exons. The record is from RefSeq and is a predicted model, not a curated record. Gene Ontology annotation, molecular function: actin filament binding; G protein-coupled receptor binding.